AUGCGGCUCGUCAGCGACGCGCCACACCCCACCGGCCUCGCCCUCCACACCGAGAUCGCCUCGAGAUCGAAGCCGCGUGCGCAGCCUCGGGAGCCGUGCUGCAGUCCCCAUCCAGCCUCCCUGUGGUCGCCCGCCAGCGUGUCGCAGCACUCGCGCACUUGCCCAGUGCUGUCGGAGCGUGGCGCCAACGCGCACGCGGAGACCCGCCGCGAAGGCAACACGUCCACGCACGCAUCGGCGAUGGCGGUUGGGCAGCCCGACUGGGUCUUCCGCCUCUUCACGCGCCCGCUGAAGAGGGACGUGUACGACGUCCCCCAGUACACGUCGGGCAAGAUCAAGGGCCGCGGGAUCGUCCUCUGA
Molecule: messenger RNA, 360 nt
Organism: Prorocentrum cordatum
Lineage: Eukaryota; Dinophyceae; Prorocentrales; Prorocentraceae
Source: the annotation of a GenBank genome assembly